Molecule: messenger RNA, 1385 nt
Organism: Mytilus californianus (California mussel)
Lineage: Eukaryota; Metazoa; Mollusca; Bivalvia; Mytilida; Mytilidae
Product: glutathione peroxidase 3-like
Exons: 4
Biological process (GO): response to oxidative stress
Molecular function (GO): glutathione peroxidase activity
Source: RefSeq, a predicted model, not a curated record
GAUUACCUGCCCUUGACAUCCUUACAUAAAACAAAAUCAGCAUCAGUUAUAUCACGUCUGUUAGUAUGUAACUAUUCUCUUUAGUCUGGGAUGGAGGGUUUUGUGGAUAUAUUGACCAUUGUUUUGGCCACGCUGUGGUCAGUUUCGGGACAAGAUUUAUCAUCAAGGCAGGUAGCCUGUUACCAUCACGAUGACAAUCUCCAUUCUGUAUAUAAUUUUUCUAUGCCGGACAUUCAUGGUGAGAAAACCAUAGAUUUCUCCCAUUACCGUGGUAAGGUUCUCUUGUUGGUGAAUGUGGCUAGCUUUUGAGGCGCCACUCCCCAGUACCAUGGAAUGAAUGCACUUCAAGAUACUUAUAAAAAUUUCCACAUCGUUGGAAUUCCAUGUAAUCUGUUUGGCAAGCAAGAACCAGGAGCAAAUGGAACGGAAAUUUUAAACAUGCUGAAACAUGUUCGUCCAGGUUCCGGGUUCGUACCAAACUUCCCACUGACACAAAAGACUGACGUCAACGGAGAAAAGGAACAUGCAUUAUACACCUACCUAAAGGCUUUCUGUCCACCAGUAGAUGACAUAUUUUAUACAGAAACAUCAGGAAUUUAUUACAAGCCUUACCAUAACAGUGAUGUCAGAUGGAACUUUGAAAAAUUUCUAAUCAAUAAAGAAGGGAAAGCUGUAAUGCGGUACCCAACACGUAUGGUACCAUCCUCCUUAGAAAAAGAUAUAGAGGAUUUGUUAGAGGAAGGGUCACAAAAAAAUUCAUAUGGAGGAGGAUCGGGGCGGUGACUCGUAAAUAGGACUUUAUUUUCAGCUUUAUGGCUUUUUGUCUGCAAAAUAUUUUAAGGCUCCAACCAUUUUCUUAUUUAGUGAAAAGAUAGGCAAAAUAAAAUUAUUUAUUAUUCAUUUAUUUGUUUUAUAAUGUAAAUUCUGAAUUCUAUUUUUUUAUAUGCUAGCUAAAAAUGGAUGAAAAAAUCUUAACGCAUCAAGGGCAAUGGGGUAAGGGGGGAGUGGGGGUGGUAGUUUGAACGCAUGACAUAUCCUUUCCUGGUAAGAAAAUGGUUCGUUCCCAAACUAGCAUUCGCAAAUACUAAUAACAUUGAAGAUUUUUUAAUGAUUCAUUUUAAUGACUAUUCCAUUUCAUUUUUUAAAUGCAUAGCAAUAUUACCAAUAAUUGUUUAAAAUAAUGGACAUAUAUUGUAUAAAUAUAAAUUUAUCUUAAGUCUUAUUUAUUUUAUGAUGUAAGUUUUACAGUUUAUGAAAAAUUUGCCAGAAAUAGAUGAAACUCUAUGGUGAAUUUUGAAUGAAUCAAUGAUAAAAUGGUAUUUGCAUUCUACCAUUUUUGUAAUUGGUUCUUGUAAAAAGCAAUGAAUAAAAUAAAUGAAACACCA